Messenger RNA from Zingiber officinale, 2626 nucleotides. Its product is annotated as two-component response regulator ORR22-like. Gene Ontology annotation, biological process: cytokinin-activated signaling pathway; regulation of DNA-templated transcription; phosphorelay signal transduction system. The record is from RefSeq and is a predicted model, not a curated record. The coding region runs from base 269 to 2353 and encodes 694 amino acids. Gene Ontology annotation, molecular function: DNA binding; DNA-binding transcription factor activity. NCBI's taxonomy places the organism in Eukaryota, Viridiplantae, Streptophyta, Magnoliopsida, Zingiberales, Zingiberaceae. The transcript has 6 exons. Gene Ontology annotation, cellular component: nucleus.
UUCCCAUUUGAGUCCCUCCCAAUUAUCACAUAACAUUCCUCUGCAUCAAUCCUUUCCUUCUCUGCUCUCUGCCAACUCAUCCCUCUCCUUCUUCUCGACCUUCGCUGUAGUCUCCCUCUCCAAUUCCAUGUGAGAGAAGGCACCCUGUCCUUGCCUGAUCAUGUUCUUGCUUCCUUCGGGCAAGGCACUGUCAAAGUUUUGAUUUUUUAUUUUUUUCGGCACUUCGACGUCGAGCGCGGUGGAAGACGGGAAAGGGGAUUCGCUGUUGAUGGGAAGGGAUGGCGGACAAAACGAACAGUUCCCUGUUGGAAUGCGCGUCCUCGCCGUCGACGACGAUCCCACUUGCCUCAAAGUGUUGGAGGCCAUGUUACUUCGAUGCCGAUACAAUGCUAUUCUUAUCAUCAGCUUAAGAGCGAUUUUAAUUUGCUUGGAUGUGCCAGUUACAACGACGAAUAAGGCUACUUCGGCUCUGAAGUUGCUCAGGGAGAAGAGGGAAUACUUCGAUCUAGUUAUCAGUGAUGUGCAUAUGCCAGAUAUGGAUGGGUUCAGGCUUCUAGAGCUCGUGGGCCUCGAGAUGGACCUUCCUGUUAUCAUGCUCUCAGUGAAUGGUGAGACUAAAACUGUCAUGAAAGGCAUAACUCAUGGUGCUUGCGACUACUUGCUUAAACCUGUUCGGAUUGAGGAGCUCAAGAAUAUAUGGCAGCAUGUUGUUAGGAGAAGGAAGUUAGCUCACAAAAAGUAUAGUCAUUUUGAUGAUGGGGAAGAAUCAGACAAACACCAAAUUGUUAGUAAAGAAGCUGGAGAUGGUCUGAAUCCGAAUGGCUUGCCCAAUCAAAAUGAAAAGUUUAGUAGGAAGAGGAAGGACCAGAAUGAGGAAGAUGAAGACAAUUGCGAGGAGAAUAUGCUGGAGAAUGAGGAUUCAACUACUCAAAAAAAGCAAAGGGUUGUUUGGUCUAUGGACCUACACAGGAAGUUUGUAGCCGCUGUUAACCAGAUGGGAAUUGAUAAGGCUGUACCUAAGAGGAUACUAGAGCUUAUGAAUGUUGAGAAGCUUACAAGAGAAAAUGUUGCAAGCCAUCUACAGAAAUAUAGGCUUUACUUGAGAAGAUUGAGUGCUGCAGCAAGUCGACAGGUUAACAUGGUCGCUGCUUUUGGAGGUAGGGACUCCUAUAUAAGUUCAUUGGACGACUUUGGGACCUUUCAGACUUUGGGCGCUUCAGGAAAGUUACAAGCCAUUAGAUCACUCCAAUCCAGCGAAGUGCUUGUUAAUGCAAAUACAAGUGGCUUGGGACUUCAUGAUCGUUUCUCUUCCAGUAUAAUUCAAGUUGGGAAUAGCAACACAAACAUUCCUCCCGCUGAUAUAAGCAGACUCCAACCAAUAAUUCUUCCUAGCAAUCAAUAUGGUAGGUUGGUGCAGGGAGUUCCCACCUCGUUGGAACUUCAGCAAUUGCAACUAAACAGAAUUCACAAACCAAUCAGUCAUUUUCCUGGUUCCUUAUCUGGAAGUAGAAUUUCUAUUCCCAACAAUUCUUUUAGCAAUGUGACCAACAGUGAUUUCAUAGCACAAUCACCUGAGCAGCAGACACCUUCCCGCACAUUGGCCAAUCUCUCUUCAAGUACAUCAUUGUCCACAAGUCUUGAUCCUUCCCUUGUUAGUGUUGGGUUUUCUUCUGAAUUGGCUGAUGCUAGUAGAUGCAAAGCUGAUUUGCAAUCUGCUGUUCCGCUAACCCCAUAUACAACCAGUACUCCUUCAAUAGUUUCCUUUACUAAUAAUGAGAAUUUGCCCAAUUUCUUAGACAAUUUUCCUGUUGCCCAAAGAGGCAGCAGUUCUCAAAGCAUUUCUUCCACUAGUACCAUAGUGUCACCUUCACAGGAUCCUUUUAUAGGAAAAGAUGCAAAAUGUCACAAGAGCUCUUCUGGUGGACCAUCAAUGCUAUCGCUUACAACUAUGGAUGAAGAGAGGAAUUUUCUCAAUUUCAGCAAUGCAAGCAAUUCUAAACAAAUAGAACCAGAGGAGGAACACAUAUAUGAACAAGAAGCCCUGUUCAAUUCUUUCUCUAGUACUGCUAAUUUAGUGACUAAUUCUGUUUCUGGAAAUCAAAGAGUGAACAACAGUCUCCAUAAUCCUGGCUAUUCAAUUUGUUCACCAAGUUGCCAGAUUGAUAAAUCAGACAACAACAGUUCGCAGAAAGACAAGUUGAAUUGGGAGAUAAUGAAAGUGCAGGGAGGAUCAGUCUUAUUCGAUUGUUUUCUUGACGAUGCAGUUGGUUCUCUGAUCAAACCGGAAAAAGAUCAUAUCAGUUUUGCUGAGAACAGUGAAUCUGACAUGUAUCCGCUCGAUGCCUGCUUGUAAGAAUUCAAUUUUAAUGAACUUCAAGCUGCCCUAUGUGUGAGGAGAACCAUUGUUUUGCUAGAUCCGAGCAAAGUAAAUGAUUCCAUGUAUGUUUUUCUUUGUUUGGGAGAUGGUCAAAACUUGCAAUAUACAAAAGUAUAGGUGAUGUCACAAGCUUUGUGACUGUAGCUAAAUAAUAUUUAUGUUUUAAAUAGAAAUGUAUGCUUGUACGCCCAGGAUUCUCCUGUAUAGUCGAGGAAUUCACGUAAACAAAAAAGGGGUUGCUUUCUGUAA